CGCUGUUGCUUGGGGGUUUCCCCUGAGAAACAGCCCCCACUCUCUCUCCCCAUCACUCCAGGGGAACCAACCAACUAGUGAAAAACAUCAUACUUAUCUGCUUCUCUUCCAUUUCAUUUCAACGUGACCAUGUUCUUGCAAAUUUUUUUCCCAGCAUAACAACAUUUGUCUUCCUUUUAUUAAUCUACACUCCUACCUAAUCUCACCACGUUUUCUUUGACCUAAAAUAUCAUCGUUUUUCCCAGUCUUCUGUCUGUCUUCCACAGUCUUCUGUUUGUCACCGUAGAUGGAGAAGCUGAGGAGUUUCUCCAUUAAAACCACUAGAUUCUUGCUGUUUGCUUUCACAAUCUCUUCCUCCGUCAUUUUUCUAAUCUUCUUCUCCCUCUGGCUUAUUAGGGCUACUUCUUCUGUUCACCAACAAACCCAUUUUAUGUUCAACACGCCCACUCAAAGUCUAGGCCUCAAGCCCUUAACUCUUCAGACUUCGACCGCUUCCACUAGAAAUUUCUCAGCAAUUCUGAUUGAUACCCAUUUCACGACACCAGAAAAUAGGUCCCGGUUUGCUAAUGUUCCAAGAUUUCAGACCAAGGAAGGUGGUACGGAAGUGUCAGGCCAUGGGAAUAUUGCGAAUUUUGCUAUAAAUGGAACUUCCAUCAGUAAUCGUGUCGCGAAAUCUGAAAAUACUUACGGGUUUGCUCAAGGUUCAAUUGCGGGGUUGCUUAAGAGAAGGGAAAAUGAGUCCGAAGUAUCAGAUAAUGGAAUAUACCAAGGAGCUGCUGGAAAUGGUAAAUCGACAAGUACGCAAAAGAAUGUUUUUUAUAAUUUGCCUGAGAAAAAUGAAGUUUCAAGUGGAGAGAUAAUCGAAGACCGCAAAAGUAGAAAUUGUGAUGUUACCAAAGGGAGGUGGGUUUCUGAUGAGAACUACGCUCUGUACACAAAUGUUUCAUGUCCCUUCAUAGAUGAAGGUUUUGAUUGUCAAGGUAAUGGCAGAUUGGAUAAAGAGUACAUGAAGUGGAGGUGGCAGCCUCAAGAUUGUGACAUUCCAAGGUUCAAUGCAACGAAAAUGCUAGAACUGAUUAGGGGGAAGAGACUAGUUUUUGUGGGGGAUUCAAUUAACAGAAACCAAUGGGAAUCCAUGCUGUGUCUGCUAAUGGGAGCAAUCAAAGAUCCGAAGAGGGUGUACGAGACUCGUGGGCGGAGGAUCACCAAAGAGAAGGGAGAUUACAGUUUCAAGUUUGUGGAUUAUAAGUGCACAGUCGAGUACUAUGCAACCCAUUUCUUGGUUCAUGAAAGCAAGGCAAGGCUCGGCAAGAAACGGGUGCAAACCUUGAAGAUUGACACUAUAGAUAAGGGCUCAUCGAGAUGGAGAGGAGCUGAUAUUCUGGUCUUCAACACUGCACAUUGGUGGACUCAUUUCAAAACAAAAGCUGGGAUCAACUAUUACCAGGAAAGGGGCCAAGUUCACCCUCAUCUUGAUGUUUCAACAGCUUUCCAAAGGGCUUUAGUAACAUGGGCUUCAUGGGUUGAUAAACAUACCAAUCCAGGAAAAAACCAAGUUUUCUUUCGAAGUUCUGCCCCUUCCCAUUUCAGAGGAGGCCAGUGGAAUUCCGGUGGUCACUGCAAAGAAGCUACUGAACCACUUCCCAAAAUUUCAAGUUUCAACUACCCUGAGAAGAAUUCUAUUGUGGAGAAGGUCAUAAAGCAGAUGAAAACUCCGGUAACUUACUUGAAUGUAACCAGUUUAUCCGAGUACAGAAUCGAUGCUCACCCAUCUGUAUAUGGUAGAAAAUUUCGUAAGAGCUACUCUUCUAGCUUUCAAGACUGUAGCCAUUGGUGUCUUCCUGGCGUUCCAGAUACCUGGAAUGAAUUGUUGUAUUACCAUUUGCAUUUUGAAAGAAGAGAAAUGUGGUAGAGCAGAAGUUGUCAGAUUGCCUAUUAGUUUGUUUCUUUGUCACCUGUUGUCUUGGGAGUUAGCUUGUAAAUGUUCAUUAGGGUUCAUGUAAAUGUCCAAUUUAGGGGCAAUCAAGGGAUCAAGUGGUGCACUUACAUUAGCCUACAUAAAGAUUUGUUGCAUUUUAAAGAUAACUGAUUGAAGCUUCUAAUCAUCACCUUACAAUUUGAUCAUGAGACAUAAAAAGUUACAGAUGCUUUUGAACAAGAGGAAAGGGAACACACAUUCACACAACGACAGGUAUCCAAUAAGGUUUUCAUAAAGGUUAGAUCUACCACACACUCCGUAAUUAGAUCUAGGGGACACAAUCAAAAGAAUUAGAAAAACAACGAAUUGUCAAAGGAACUUCCAAGUGGAAAGGGAAUGAAUUGGAGUCCCUUUCCAUCCCACAGUUAGGCACUUCCCAUCAUUCUCUAGAGUGCAAUAACUCCCAAAGGCAAACUGCUUGACAAUCAAAUUAGCUUGGUACAAAGCUGACUCACUGAGUUCAGCUCCCACCAUUCCAAACCUAGCAAAGAAUGCCCUCCAUACACUCAUCUUCACAUUCCUAUUGACCCUUUCCUCACCUUCAGCUGCAACUAUAUUAUGGAUCACAUCACCGAAAAACUUUCCCUCAAGUGUGAUUCUGUACUGAUCGUCUUGAUUUCCAAAUUCCUCCAAACAAUCGAAAAGGGCACUAUAGAAGAAAAGUGCCUCAAUGAAGCGAUUGAAAAACGAAGGCGAAUUGUGAUUUGCUUCGACUUCAAUGACUACCAUUAUGGCUGGAUUAAGCUUCCUUAUCACUCCCAUGAGAUUUUCCAAACAGUUAGGCCUUGAGAUCAUUGAUGGAAGUAUGGUUUGAGAGUAAAUAACCACAGCCUCACCAUCUUCUGUAUUGAAAUGUUCCGUCGUAAGGUCCUUAAUGUCUGAUAAGAGAACUACGUUAAAUGAGAAAGGCAAGUUCAGGGACUCGGCAAAAUUUGCUAACCUCUUUCCCGUUUCCUCCAUAUUCUCUCCACCUGUUGUCCCCACUGCAGUUAUCUUUAGAUUCUCAAUUGGGUGCAAAACUCGUUCUGUUAGAGCUUGCAUCAAGAUCACCCAUUGUACGCCACUCCUGAUUCGGAGAUCAACCAAAUGGAUCUUGGUAUCCGAUUUAAUGUUUUCUAAAAUCGCUUGAAUUCCGGGAAAUAGCAUGACCUGAGAAAAGGGGAGUUCCUGGUGGAAUUUCAACAACGCAAGGUUCGAACUCACGCGUGUCCCUGAGCCUGCCAUACUGUAAUUAUCAUUCCCCUCCAUUUUCCAUGAUGCGAAUCUUCCUGUUUCCCUAUCAAUCCUCUCCCUCAGCGCUCCAGCAAAGUAGGAAACAACUCUCUGGACAGGAUUGCCUGUGGCCGAAGAUAACCAUUCGCAGCUAGUGAGCAAUCUGCUCGCGCUGGCAAACUGCUGAUACCCCACCUUCUCAGCUGCAGCUAGAAGGAGGUGGACUAGUUCCACAUCUUGGGUGUCUUCGAAAGAGAGACCAGAGAAAGCAUAACCAUACGGGUGGAUAUGCAUCGAGGAGGAACCAUCAACUCUUUGGGUAGACAACUGUAUGAACCUCUCUCCGGCCACUCUCAUGAUUUCUUCAGUCGACAAUUUAUGGCCGCCUGCAUAGCUAAUCUCAUAAUCGCUACGAAUUUCUCCCUUCAACUUCUCGAUUCCGCUAGCGGAAUUUGUCAGGAGCUGUAAAGAUACUACAGAAAAGGAAGACUGCUCCUCCUCCCCCAGGAUUUCCGAAAGUGAUUGGUUGGCUGAUAGGAAAGUGGGGUCAAACUCGAAACCACUCAAUAUGCCAGGGCUGUAAAUUGGUGGUGAUGGUGCAAAUUCUGGAAAUGAGGGUUCAAUAUCUCUGGCGAAAUUUACUCUCUUACCAGGUGGGUUGUUUUCCUGGUAAAAGCCAUAUUCAGAACAAAAUGAAUGAGUAGCUCCCAAAUUUUCGAUACCUGAUAAUUCUUCUUGUUUCCUUUUGCUGAAAGAUUCUUGUUUUUCAAACCCAGUGAACGAAUUGUAACUGCGGUAGAUUUCACUGAUUCCGAAUGAAGGGAAAGAGCACGGGGAAUUUGCCAUAUUGAAGUAGCUAG
Rhododendron vialii is the source of this 4050-nucleotide messenger RNA. Its product is annotated as protein trichome birefringence-like 6. The record is from RefSeq and is a predicted model, not a curated record. Gene Ontology annotation, molecular function: O-acetyltransferase activity. Gene Ontology annotation, cellular component: Golgi apparatus. Bases 287 to 1912 code for a protein of 541 amino acids. The transcript has 5 exons. Lineage: Eukaryota; Viridiplantae; Streptophyta; Magnoliopsida; Ericales; Ericaceae.